Messenger RNA from Stylonychia lemnae, 1101 nucleotides. NCBI's taxonomy places the organism in Eukaryota, Ciliophora, Spirotrichea, Sporadotrichida, Oxytrichidae. The record is from the annotation of a GenBank genome assembly.
AUGGAACGAUAAGAGCAAGACGUAGAAAUGAAGUCUUACGAGCAACUCGUAGUUGAUUAGCAGAAAAAGACUGGGAAAGUCACCAAGCAAGAUUUCCAAAUGCUCUCAGUCAUUGGAAAAGGCUCUUAUGGGAAAGUUAUACUUGUUAAAAAGAACGAUACUGGGGAAUUGUAUGCAAUGAAGGUUUUAAAAAAGAGUGAAAUCCUUAAAAGAAAUCAGGUUGAGCAUACUAUGACCGAAAGAAGAAUUCUUGGUUCUGUGAAGCACCCAUUUAUAGUAAAAAUGGAUUACGCAUUCACCUCAGAGACUAAGCUCUUCUUUGUCCUAGAAUACUGCCCAGGUGGUGAACUUUUCUUCUAUCUUUCUCAAAUCGGUAGAUUCAAGGAAGAUGCUGCCAGGUUCUAUGCCUCAAACAUUCUUCUUGCACUUGAAAACCUCCACUCAUUACACAUUCUCUACAGAGAUUUGAAACCAGAAAACGUAUUGGUCGGUCGCGAUGGAUAUGUUAAGUUAGCUGAUUUCGGGCUUUCAAAAGAAAAUGUCGAAGGUAACCAUGAAGCUAAGAGUUUAUGUGGCACAGCUGAGUAUCUCUCCCCUGAGAUCCUACUAAGGUAGGGACAUGGUAAGGCUUCUGAUUGGUGGUCGUUUGGAGCCAUGAUUUAUGAAAUGCUAUGUGGGCUUCCACCUUUCUACUCAAAGGAAAGAGAAAAGCUCUACAAAAAUAUUAAGUAUGGAGAACCAAGACUUGACAUGCCAUUCUUAAGUGAAGCUGCUAAGGAUCUUUGCAGAAAACUACUUGAGAAAGACCCUAACAAAAGGCUAGGUAGCGGAGAGAGAGAUGCAUUGGACAUCAAGGAACAUCCUUGGUUCGAAUGCAUCAACUGGCAAGCUAUUGCUGAGAAGAGAGUUCCUCCUCCUUACAAGCCAUAACUUGAUCAAUCUACAGAUACUAAGCAUUUCCCAUAAGAGUUCACAGCCAUGAAGCUUAGUCCAUAGGAUGUUGAAAGUCUAAAAGAUGUCAAUGAUCACGGCUGGGGCGGAUUUAGUUAUGAGAACACUGGCGUAACUAACGAUGCUGAUUAUGAAAUGAAUCAAUCAUGA